UACGGAUUGCGUCUUACGGACCCGCGGGAGCCGAGGACGCUCGCCUUUUCCGGGUCGGGGAGGGGGGGGAGAGAAUCACUUCCGUUCGUCGUGUGACGUCACUUCCUCCCAAGCUUGGCGUUUGGUCGGUGGGGCCCCACGCGGGUUCAACAUGCGUAUCGAGAAGUGUUAUUUCUGUUCGGGGCCAAUCUACCCUGGCCACGGCAUGAUGUUCGUCCGCAACGAUUGCAAGGUGUUCAGAUUUUGUAAAUCCAAAUGUCAUAAAAACUUUAAAAAGAAGCGCAAUCCUCGCAAGGUCAGGUGGACUAAAGCCUUCCGGAAAGCAGCCGGUAAAGAGCUUACAGUGGAUAAUUCAUUUGAAUUUGAAAAACGUAGAAAUGAACCUGUCAAAUACCAGAGAGAGCUAUGGAGUAAAACUAUUGAUGCAAUGAAGAGAGUUGAAGAGAUCAAACAGAAACGCCAAGCCAAAUUUAUAAUGAACAGAUUGAAGAAAAAUAAAGAACUACAGAAAGUUCAGGACAUCAAAGAAGUCAAACAAAGCAUCCAUCUUAUCCGAGCGCCUCUUGCAGGUAAAGGAAAGCAGCUGGAAGAGAAAAUGGUACAGCAAUUACAAGAGGAUGUGGACAUGGAAGAUGUUUCUUAAAAAUCUCACUGUAAUCAUUUUUAUAUGUACAUUUGAAAGUGUCCUUUGGAGACUAGAACUUCUAAGUUAUUGAUUUAUUUUUUACAUAAGGUCACUCAAAUGAAAGGUGAUUAAAAAUGUAUUUCCUACAUUGCUGUCUGCAAAACAUCAGAUAGUAUGGAUGUUAGAUUGCAUCUCAAUGUUAAGCCUUCACUGAUAGAUGUGCUUAUGUAAAUUAUGAAAAUUCUGUUUGUAAAUACAGAAAUGAAUUAUGGACAAAAUGGUCAUGCCAUUUGGAUAAUGGCACUAGAGAACAUCUGUGUAAUAACUAAGGAGAAAAAUUCUGGCUAGUGAUAUGUAAAAUAAAAUUUUCUUUGCAGUAAAAUUCUCUUUAUUAAUGUUAUAGAAGGGGAGAUACAACAAGGAACUAACAAUUUGUGACUAUCAGCUUCAAGUACUCUUUUAUUUUGAUUAGUAUUUCCUGUUUUGGGUUAUUAGCAUCUUACAAGAAGAGCAUAAUGGCCUCUUCUUGUGAAGCCUAAUUAUACUGAACUGUUCUGGCUUGGUUUCACUAUGGAUGUUGAGGAUGAAAGCUGAAUAAUCUUUGCCUAAAUGGCACUAUGUAAUUUCCACUUUGGAGUAUACUCAGUUCUAACUUGUGAUUCCUGGUACAACAGGCUGUAUUUUUCUAGCCCAGCAGUGAUCUAGAAGCAGAGGAAUCCCAGUGCCUUUGAAAAUUUUUUGUGUGUGAUUUUCUGUAUAAAAGCUCCUGAUUAUUUUUGGAAAAUAGAGUUUGUGGGUAGAACAUCUGUCCAUUAGUUGUACAUAAAAUGAAACCAUUUCAAAAGUAAUGCUGCAUUUUAUUAAUCCACUCAUGUAUUGAUGGGCACCCCAUAAUAUUCUGAAAUAAAAAAAUUAAAUAAUGCUGAUAUAUUUAUUAUUUAAAGGCACUAAAUAAAGAUAUGAAGUAUCGAU
Microcebus murinus (gray mouse lemur) is the source of this 1597-nucleotide messenger RNA. It is a transcript of the gene RSL24D1, whose product is annotated as ribosomal L24 domain containing 1. Gene Ontology annotation, biological process: ribosomal large subunit biogenesis. Gene Ontology annotation, molecular function: structural constituent of ribosome. NCBI's taxonomy places the organism in Eukaryota, Metazoa, Chordata, Mammalia, Primates, Cheirogaleidae. Gene Ontology annotation, cellular component: nucleolus. The record is from RefSeq and is a predicted model, not a curated record.